AUGUUUCACGGCGACGGGAAGCGCGAAUACGUCCACAAGGUCUACAAGGUCAAGGUCACCGAGGAUUACCUGACCGAGGACUCCCAGCUCAAGAGACGUGGAAAGGACCAGUGCCCGACGAACUACGCUUUGUGUGCAGCAUCCCUGGGAGGUGACUGCUGUCCAAACAACUAUUCUUGCGCAAAGGACUCAUGCUAUGCUACGACCGCCGCCGUUUCGACUUGUGCUGGACAGGCGUCAUACUACGCGUGCCCCUUUGAUGUCGGUGGAGGCUGCUGUCCUCAAGGUCUCGUGUGCGGAGCUGGGCAAGCAUGCAACCCGCCUGCUGGUGCCACUUACUCACAGACAUGCGGGACUGGGUACACUCUUUGCCCAUCAUCUGUCAACUAUGGUUGCUGCCAAAGUGGUAUGGUUUGCGGUUCGUCGGCAUGCUUCAACCUCUCGCCCUCGACCAGUGUCACCGUCUUCACAACAACUCAAGACGGCUCAGCAACGACAGUUACCUCCACUUCGGUGUUCACGCCAACCGCCGACUCAUCUGGCACCGCUGACGGGGCUGUUGCCAAGAUUUAUCCAUCGACCUACCCGAAACAGGCCGCUACAGAGGGCGACGACUCGUCCGGCGGGGGUGCUAGUAGUGGUCUUUCAAAGGGCGCGAUUGGCGGUAUCGUCGGCGGCGCAGCAGCCCUACUACUCAUUUUCCUAGCCGUCGCGAUCUUCAUUGUCAAGCGCCUGAAGCGAACCGAGCGUGCGGUGCAGUCCCGUCGGGAAACAACAUCCGGCUCUGGAACCCGUCAGACCACGGAGAAGAAGUCAGCAACACAGGUCAGCAUCACGCGUAUUCAGCCAACACCGUCAGAGGUUGAUGCAUUGGACUGCGACCCCCUGAUGAUGUCCUCGAGUGUUGCGUCACCCAGAGGACAACAACAGCAUCUACAAGGAAACGGCAGAUCACGGAGCGGCUCCGACGCACCGAGCCAGCCAAGUGGAUAUAGUAGCUCGGCUGCUGGACUGAGGUGGAACACGCCGAGCGUUGACUCUGACGGCGGUGAUAGCAAUUCCAGAGAAUACUUCACACUUCCUCCCAGGGUACAUAAUCAGCCCGGGGGUCGCGACGGAAGACGGAUCAGCGAGGCUUCAUCUCAAUACAGCUAUCAUCACUUCGCAUACGCCCGCCAUGGUCGUAACUAUAGCAACGCCAGCGAGCUGUCUGCCGGGAGCGAUGAGGUCGGUUCCCAGCGUGGUAUCGGGUCACCGCUCAUGGGGCCCACUACGGCUGAGUUGAGUAGUGAUGGGGGCUUCGUCCCCGAGUUACCGGGUUCCGACACCGAGACGGAGAGCAACGGGCCUCACGGAGCGAACGGUCGUCGGCCUCCUCACCAGUCGCGGAAGCGUUCCACUAGUGUCGUGUCGCCGAUGUCGACCACCGCAGUCAACAAACCGCCACUGACCCAUGCGAAUCUCGCACGUCGAAGAGGGAGCAGUUCAGUCAGCCCUAUGGACGCACAGAAUGGGAGUGGCGGAAGGGGCAGGAGUGACAGCUCGGUGGCGCCUGAUCAACGACUUGGCAGCAUUGAUGAGUCGGCCACUACUUCUGCCCCGACCACGAAUUCCAUGCAUGGCUACUUUGGAUCACCAACAACAGCAGUGGGACAGACAGCCGUCGGCACAAAGGCCAACUUUAGCUCACCACCAUUACCUGGGUUUGUGUCUCUUGGACCUCCGCAAGGGAACCAGACUGAAGAGAGCCAUGGGGACGAAAGAUUUGACGAGAAACAGUACCAGUAA
Messenger RNA from Diaporthe amygdali, 1788 nucleotides. RefSeq lists its product as uncharacterized. The record is from RefSeq and is a predicted model, not a curated record. The transcript is spliced from 2 exons. Bases 1 to 1788 code for a protein of 595 amino acids. NCBI's taxonomy places the organism in Eukaryota, Fungi, Ascomycota, Sordariomycetes, Diaporthales, Diaporthaceae.